ACUCCGAAGUUAGUUGCGAUCACACGUCGUCGCUUAGGCGAAAAUUUCUAGGCGAGUACUGGAUAUUCAGCAGCGCCUUAGUUAGUUCGUUUGAGAUCUCCGUAAACUUAGUAUAAAACACAGUAAUCAUGCAGUCAAUGAUUAUCCUCGCCGUUUCCCUCUGCUUGGCCCAGGCCUCGCUAUACCCCGGACCCCCCGCACACAUCCAGCUGAGCUCGGACGGCAAAUACCUGUUGGACACGCCCGAGGUUGCUCACGCUAAGGCUGCCCAUUUGGCCGCUCACGCGCAGGCUUCGACUGUUCAUGGAGCGUGGGCGCCCGCUGCUGGUGCUGGGUACUCGGGUGGUCCUGGUGGAUACGCCGCUGGACACUACGGCGCACCUGCUGCUGGUCUUAUCAAAUACGGCCCCGCGCCCCUCGCUCACGACGGCCGCGUGGUCGACACCCCCGAGGUAGCGCACCUGAAGGCCGCGCACGCCGCCGCUCACGCUAACGCCGCUCACGGUGCGAUCGCUCACGGAGCCCCAGGAUUCGGACACGGUGCCAUCGGAUACGGCGCUCCCCAGGCUUACGCCGCCGCUCCCAUCGCUCACGGCGCUGGAUACGCUUCCGGCUACGGAAAAUGGAAUGGCCCUGCGGCUCACAUCCAGCUGACGCACGACGGCCAAUACGUAGUUGACACACCCGAGGUGCAGCACGCUCGCGCCGCUCACCUCGCUCAGUACGCUCACGCCGCUCACGCCGCUGCCUCCGCGCCCGAAGAGCCCUGGGGCCAACAAAGCUAUGGCUGGCACUAAACAUCUACCUCUGACCUGCACGCAAAACGGACUGCUUUUUAUACAAAAUGUACAUAAAAAUUGUAAAAAAAAAUGAUAAGAUUGUAUAAAGAUGAAUGAUGACUGUGUUUUUUAUAAGCAAACUGCA
This is a messenger RNA of Chilo suppressalis (striped riceborer), 924 nucleotides long. The record is from the annotation of a GenBank genome assembly. Lineage: Eukaryota; Metazoa; Arthropoda; Insecta; Lepidoptera; Crambidae.